Messenger RNA from Elgaria multicarinata webbii, 6608 nucleotides. It is a transcript of the gene NIPAL3, whose product is annotated as NIPA like domain containing 3. Gene Ontology annotation, cellular component: membrane. Lineage: Eukaryota; Metazoa; Chordata; Lepidosauria; Squamata; Anguidae. Gene Ontology annotation, molecular function: magnesium ion transmembrane transporter activity. The transcript has 12 exons. Gene Ontology annotation, biological process: magnesium ion transport. Bases 323 to 1543 code for a protein of 406 amino acids. The record is from RefSeq and is a predicted model, not a curated record.
AAUCGGACGCUUGUUUUGGAAGCUCAACAACCCAGUCCGGAGAAGGAGCAUUCCAAGCGAUUUCUGCCUCCAGCUUGCCCGGCGUUUCGGUUGCAAAAGAGACAGCGGGGUGUCCUUCAGGUGGAAACAGAAGCAGGAAGGAGAAUGCCCACGGACAAGGAGGCCGGUUCCCACCGCUUCCCGGCUGUUCUGUAGCCCUGCAGCAGCAAAAUGGAGAGGUGGAACAAGGUGGGCCCUGCCGUUCCCUGGUCAAUUUGAAGCGCUGCUGCGGUUCACGGAGCAGGUUGAACACACUGGGCAGGGAAUGCGUGGAUAAAACGAAAUGGAAAUAGCAAACGCCCCCGGCCUGCAGCUCCAGCUGCUUGCUACUGAGGCGGUGCCCCUGCAAGCCCACGAGGAUUCCUUCUCUUACAAGGAAAACCUGAUUGGCGCAUUGCUGGCUAUUUUUGGGCAUCUUGUUAUCAGCAUCGCGCUCAACCUCCAGAAGUACAGCCAUCUCCGGUUGGUGGGAUGUAAAGACCACCGGGCCUACUUCAAGACCAAGACCUGGUGGUGUGGCCUCUUCCUGCUGUUCCUGGGGGAGCUGGGGGUCUUCUCCGCCUAUGCCUUUGCGCCCCUUUCCCUGAUCGUGCCACUGGGCGCCGUGUCCGUCAUAGCAAGUGCAAUUAUUGGAGUCAUAUUCAUUAAGGAAAAAUGGAAGCCCAAAGACUUCUUGAGACGCUACGUUUUGUCUUUUGUAGGCUGUGGCUUGGCCGUUGUAGGAACGUACCUGCUGAUAACCUUCGGGCCAAACAGUCACGAGACCAUGACAGGCGAGAACAUCACUCGGCACUUAGUCAGCUGGCCUUUUCUCUUGUACAUGCUGGUGGAGAUCAUCAUUUUCUGCCUGCUGCUGUACUUCUACAAAGAGAAGAAAGCGAAUUAUAUUGUGGUGAUUCUGCUCUUGGUAGCACUCUUGGGUUCCAUGACAGUCAUCACGGUGAAGGCGGUGGCGGGCAUGAUUGUGGUUUCGAUCCGAGGGAACUUGCAGCUGGGAUACCCGAUUUUCUACAUCAUGGUGGUUUGCAUGGUGGCCACGGCAGCCUUUCAGGCAACGUUCUUAACCCAAGCCUCGCAGCUGUAUGAUGCAUCUCAGAUUGCCAGCGUGGGCUACAUCUUGUCCACCGCAACAGCAAUUACAGCAGGUGCAACUUUCUACUUGGACUUCAUUGGGGAAGACGUACUCCAUAUUUGCAUGUUUGGCUUGGGGUGCCUCAUCGCAUUUUUAGGUGUCUUCUUGAUCACCAGAAACAAGAGGAAGUCAAUCUUUUUCGAACCGUACAUCUCCAUGGAUGCUAUGCCAAGCAUGCAGAAUUUGCAUGACAAUGGAACUGCGGUUCAGCCCGACCUCAAAACUUCCUUUUCCUAUGGUGCCCUGGAGAGCAAUGACACCAUCUCGGAGAUCUAUGCUCCCGCUACAUUAACAAUUGUCCAGGAGGAACAUGGUUCCAAAGGAGCAUCCCUACCUCCGUACCGGGUCAUGGAGCAUAGCAAACGGGAGUGAAUCCCCUUUCAGGGACUGGCAUGACGCCUCCACGUGUGCACUCUUCUUAUUUAUUUAUCUCUCUCUCCGUUUUCUCCACUAAGACAAAAAGCCAGCUCAAGUAUGGAUUAAAUAAGCAUCAGAUGAUAACUUUAACAACUGAACUGUGUUAAUAAAGGGUCUCGUACUUGUGUAUUUGUAUACACGCUCCUCGCUAAGCUAAAUCAUCCAAGGAUGUAAGCAGCUACAUCAAAGGAAAUGCAGAGGGCAUUAUGGUCUGUAAUAUUACUGGCCAAGCAGCAGGCACAAAUGGGUGAGUUUAGACUCUCUGUUACCUUGAGAAAACACCCCCUUUAGGACCAGUUGACACAUAGACCCAGUGUGUAGACCAUUGGUGGGCAACUUGUAGUCUUCCAGAUGUUUUGACCCCCAUGAUCCCACACCAUGGGUUAGGGCUAAUGGGAAAUGUAGGCCAAAACAUCUGGAGGACCACAGGUUGUCCAGCCCUGAUGUAGCCUGUGUGGGGCAGAGGUAGAGCUCUGGAUUUAGGCCUCCUGUCCACCGCACACGGAACCUUUUCAUGUGAACUAGAGGUUGGCCAGUAAAGUCCUGUUGAAAUAGAUACAUGCUCCACCUUCGUAGCACAAGAGAGAACUUGCAAAGCGCUGAGGUUUGAAGAUAUCAAGUAAGACUGAAACCACUUUGGCUUCCACCGUUUGCCUCACAGAACAGUCAUUCAGACCUUUCCUAAAAAUACAGUAUUUCAUCUCUCUUCACUGGUUUCCACGGCUGCAGGACUUCCUGCAUUUCCCCUCCGCCCUCAACAGGAUCGCUUGAUAAUAGCAUUUCUCAAGUCCCAAUCAUACCCAGAUCUGUCACAGAUAGUGUUUCAAAUCUAUAUGCAUUAAUGGAAUGAAAUGAAAUAACACAUUCGAGGCUAUUUUCAGUUGGCAUUCCCCAAACCCAAAUUUAAUGUUUUCCUGCUUUCUCUUUCCACGCCCAGCCAGAGAAGGAUUAGUGCAGUUCAGUGCUUUAAUAUAAUGCGCCGCAUGUGCUGCUUUCUAUAUAACAUGCUCUAUGUUCCUUUCCUACAGAAGUCACUUUUUCCCAGAUUGGGGAGAGGUGGGGAAUUGAUCUCAAAUGAAAUCCAUGCUCUUGGUUGUCCCUGUCAAAAGUUUGCCAAAUGGCUCAGCAUUCUGUCUGAUGAUACCCAUUGAAGUGGAUGGCGCAACAUGAUGAUCAAAGGCACUUGUGAAUCAGGGACCCAGCACUUUUGAGUGGGGGCAUUCUGUAGGUCAAUUAAGCCCACGUUGCAAUGCAAUUGUUUUGAGAUCUCCAGGAUGCGAGAAAGUUGGGACGCUAGCAAAUCUGGAUUUGCGAAGGGCUUUGAACAGUGCUUCUCAUAUUUGUUGUCAUCCGAUGUUUGCUGCCCUUCCUUUCUACAUAGGUUGUAUUGUACUUUCGGGUUAGAAUACCCACCACCGCCACCUUUAUCCAUGUGUCUAAGGCCUGGUCCGUACAUUCAGCAGAAUGAGGUGGUACAGUAGCUUAUCCCAACCUGAGGUAUGGGAUUACAAUUCCCAUCACCCCCAGCCAAGCCUGGACCACCUCUGGAGGGUGCCAGCUUGGAGAAGGCUAUGCUUCAUACUGCCAAUUGGAGAUUGCAUUUGAAAUGCUCCCAUAUGAGGCAAAGACUCCCUGCAGAUAGAAGAAUUAGCACAAAAAGGAGUGGUCUGGGAUAGAAACGUUCUCAUUGAUUUGUUCGUAUGUUUGGUUUGAUUUUUUUUUUUAAUUUGCAGGGGGUAUUUCCACGGGGGAACAUUAAAAAAUGCGCUCCCCAUACACACAUGCAGUAUGAAGUAAUACUGUCCAUUCUAUCGCAUUCUGCUGCAUAUGUACACAAAGUCUUAAUCAAUUUUCAGUGAGGAAUUAAAGACACAAUCCCAUGCAUGCCAAUUGGGGAAAGCUGGGAAUUGUAGGUCUUUUGUUUGUUUGUUUGUCUACAGAUGCAUAGGAUUGCAUCCUAAAAGAUGUAGUGUUUGUUUUAAUUAGAUUUGUAUCCCACUUCUUACUCCUCUAAUGGCUCUUGGUAGCAGAUGGAUUUUGACCCAGGUUUCUUGGCAGAAUUAAAACCUAUCUUCUUUAUUUCAAAUCCCAGGUUACAAUUGCUCCCUGAAUCCUGAAUAUGUCAGAUAAGAUUCUCAUGGAAAUCAAUAGGUGAAGUUAAUCGCAACCUCUAACAGUUGUGAAAAUGGAUUCGUGUGUAUGUACAUCUGUGAAUUGCGUCUUCUAAUGAAUUUGCAAACAUUCUUGGAAGCUUCACUAACUUGGCAGUAGUUAAAUUCUGGUGUAAGAUAGGACCUUUAAAGCUAUCCUUUCUGUUGUUUCAUCCACUGUACCAAUUAGGCUCAUUUCAUGAUGGGUAGCUUCUGAGUUCAUCCCACGAGUGAGAACGUGAAAUCGCAAAUUCUACCAUUUUCAGCUCAGGAAGUAGCUGGAGGAGAUGUGGGCUAUGAAUAGAUGUCAUGGACUCUCCUGUAGUUUGUUUCCUUUGGUUAAUGCCAGAGUGCUGCUUAUGUUCUUGAGCUGUCUUGCCAUAGGAGAAUGCAACAGCGGGUAAACUGGAAGUGUAUUAGAUGUGGGUCUGGAACCAGAAAACCAAUUGGAUACUUUCAGCAUUCCAGCAACCUUUCAAGCUCUUAAUACAUUCACUUUCAAAUACACAAUCAAGUUAAAAGCAGAUAUUAGUCCUAUAAAAAUAGGGUGUUGCUGGCCGUUAGAGGUGUGAACCUCUACACAGUUGUGUUAAACUUUUGAUUACUUUAACUCAGAAACAAAACUCAGAUCUUUAUCUAUGGCGUACUUUGCUUUUAAGGAUCUCUUUUGCUACAGUGCAUUGUGUACUUCUGGCAAGGUUACAUUAUUAUUAGAUUAAUGCUUCGGGAACAGGAAUCUUAUUAAGUUACUUGUAAAUGUUGACCCAGCAUCAUUGUCUUGGGGAAACUUCACAAAGUCUGUUUUGUUUAUUUGUCGAAUAAUGCAUCACAUUUUGUUCACUAAAGAGCUACAUCAUAGAGAAGAUGAAGUUGUGUGGGGGAGGAAUGGACCUUUAUAUCUCUUUAUGGCCUUUUGAUAAUGAAUGCAAGAAGUCUAAUGGUACAAGAGUUUUGGGAGUCCUCUGUGCUGUAUAACCCAAAAUGGCAAUUAUGUUCUUAAACUUCCUGAUCCAACCACAGAAUACUAUACCUCAGUUAUUCAAGUUGUUUUUUGUUUUUAUGGUUUCGUAAGUGGUAUUUAUUGAGUGCCAUUUUGGGGUAGAAAGGCAGAGUAUGAAUCAAAUGAAUUGAUUCAAUUGACUAUAAUCUGCACCUUUUCUGUACGAGCUCUGGGCAGAGAAAGUGAGUCAUUACUACAAGAAAAUCUGCAUUUAGUCUUGUGAUGGCCGGGCCUAGGGCCUUUGGGUCAAAGACAGGCACGUCAGGGGAGAUCACUGAUUAUGGGCACAAUCCUUUGCGUGUUUAGACAGGAAAAAAAGUCCUACAACUCUCUGCAUGCCCCAGGACUUUUUUCUGUCUAAACAUGCAAAGGAUUGCACCCUAAGAAUGCUUCCAGAAGGAAGGUUUCUAGCACUACCAGUCAAAAGGCGUUGGGCCACUAUUCCGUCUUUUCCUCUUUAAUUAAUUUUGGGAAAACAAAAGAUGGAAUAUGCAGUAAGAAAACACAGCACAGCACAUUGAGCAGGGGGUUGGACUCGAUGGCCUUAUAGGCCCCUUCCAACUCGACUAUUCUAUGAUUCUAUGAAAUGGAAGACUUUCUCUGUAAAAUUCUGUUUUUGAGACGGGACGAUUAUGUGUUUGAAGGAGCUACGGAGGGGCCCCACUUUUGGUUAGAGCAUUGGCCUAUUGAGGACAGGAGUAAGUUAACCCCUUCAGCCUGUUAAAACUUGAGAAAUCUAGCCAUAGGCCUCUUGCAUCAUGUCUGUUUUGGCACAUUCUCUUCCAUUUCCAAUAUUAUUGGCUUUUUAGGUGUUUGUCCUGACUUUCUAGUGAGGUUGCAAACAAAAUAACCCUUUUGCAGUCACAUUGUUGUGGGUGACUUUGGCAUGUGGCAUGCAUGAACUUCUUUUCUUUUAUUCCCCAGGAUGGUUGUUAAAUUGGAAAAUAACUUUGUGGUAGGGGAUAUUUCUCAUUGUCUAUAAGGAAUGGCAGAAAACAGUCAUCUUAGAGUGCUAGCUUUUGAGAGCUAGCAGGUAUUUCCUACAGCUCUUCCAUUUAGACAUUCCACUUGAAGAUUUUCUUGACGUUUCUUUUUCCUUUCCCAGUUACUAAACACUCUUUUGAAUAGUGGAAAGAGAUGGUCCUUGUCAUGGAGGCUUUUCAAGCGGUGUGUGGGGAAGGCACCGGGGCAGCUAAUGCAGUUCUGAAACAUGUGGACAACUUUUGUGUAGUGUCAUUGAAAACCAACAUAGGAAUGUGUGGUGUUAUGCACUGAACUAACUCGGAUUCCUGGGGAUGAGGAUGGCAUCUUCUGAAGGGUCUCUUUCAAUGCUUUGUAGCAGCGGAAUCCCAGGAUGAUCCAAACACAUAGCCAUGCAAUACCGAGACUCUAUCUCUGUUCUGAGCAGCAUUAUAGUCUGAUCUCAGGAGUGGGGUUGUUUCCUUACCUUAACUUGUGCAUGCUUUUCCUUGCUAGCUUUGUCUGAAUGGUAAGGGGAGUGCAGAGAAGCCCAUCACAGGUUGUUACUUCUCUUCUCCGGCCCUGCUCUGAUAUUCUUAGUAGAGUUUUGUAGAGAACAGGGGCUUUUCCCUGGCCAUCAAGUCCCUCAACAGUGUCCACUGCGCAGUAAUGCAGAGGAGGAGAAUUGGGGGCCUUUUCUGAGCAUGGAUUAUUUGGGAACAUCUAAGCCCUUUCUGCGGAGAUGGCUGACAAGUCUUAAUCCAAUUUCUGUUUUCAGGAUUAUGGCUGAUGGUAUACUGUAGCUCUGCGUCAUUUAAUUCUACACUGUCAAAUAGAUUUGAUGUUGGCUGAAUGUACAGUCUGAAUGUCUUCACAAUAGUAUGUGUAAAUAAACUUGAGCUUUAUGAUA